GGGACGUAAACAAUGGUGUACUGACUGAGGGUGUUGCAGUGAAUGUCGCGACUUCUUCCGAAAUAUUGUAAACUGAUUUAAUUAUAUACCCUCUCAAUGGUUAGUGCUACUUCUGUGUUUGAUUCAACCAUUUUAGUGGGAAGAAUUUUAAACAUAUCGGAAUGAUAUCUAUCUUCCUGGAUGCCCCACGACAGUGAGUUUCAGGAUAAAUAGGCUACGUUCGUUAGCAUAACUGUCAAUAUUUGAAAGAGCAGUAGGCGUAAUUUCCCAUUUUUUUGUUUUUUGUUGCAUGAUCAGAUGUGUGAUUUAUUCGUUAUUUCCAUAGUCGAACUAGGGGCACGUGUAAUUGUGAAUUGUAAAUAGGUUGAUGCUUUCUAGCAAGUUAGGUUAACACACUUCAGCCAUGUGGGGAGAAAUCGAACCGUCUCCCCAAACUGCUGUCUGUGUAGUUGAGACAAACAGUGAUAAAACUGAGGCUGAACCAGAUCAAAGUGUCUCUUGCACACCUCCGACCUCAACGCUGAGAAGUAGGAAUGAGAGCAGCUCACCGCCUGAUGUGCCUCGGGAGUAUGACAAAAGUGCACACCCCACCUAUCUCAAUGACAUGAUUGAGGCUGUAGCUGUCAGUCGCAGUCCAGUGAAAAGUCAGCAACUUGGGGAGCCUGACUUGACACUGGGGGAGAGGAGGCAGAUCUUGUUGGAGCUGUUCGAAACCAAGCCGCUAGUUUUCUUGGAGCGCUACCAGGCACAUCUAAAACCAGAGCACCUAGUCGCCUUCUCCGACGUCAUCUCAGAUUCCAGGGCUCAGUACUACGUCGAAGAAGUCCAGAAGCGAGCAGGGAAACAAGCCAACAGAACCAACGUCCGCAACCACCGCUAUGCAGCUCUACGGGCAUUACAGAAGGAGGGCCAGUAUUUCAGCGAGGAGCAGAUGCGUUUCCGGGAGCCGCUCCUCUACGAGCAGUACAUCGGGCAGUACCUGAGCGAGGAUGAGAUCCUGCAGCGCUCCCAGGAGGCCAUGGAGAGCGGCACCACCGGGGGGCUGGCGGACCUCCUCAUCAACUCCUACCAGGAGAGGGUGCUGCAGGGACGCCUGCAGGAACAGCAGGACAAGGAGGAUGGAGCACAGGAGGAAGAGGACGAAGAGGAAGAUGACGACGAUGAUGAGCCACGCAGAGGAGGCCAGGCGGAGUGGGAGCCCAACGAGCAGGAGAAGGCAAUGCUGAGAGAAGAGUUCCUCAGCCAGAUGCACCAGCGCUUCCUGGACGGCAAAGACAAAGACUUCAACUACAGUGAGGUGGACGACAACCCAGACUAUGACAACUUGGACAUUGUGAGCCGUGACGCAGAGGAUCGUUAUUUUGAUGAGGAUGACGACGAUGAAGAGGAGGAGGAGGAGGAGGAAGAAGAGACGGAUAUGAUUCAGCAAUGAUCAAUAAUGUGAUCAGUGCUUUAUAUCAAGAGCAAGUGAUUAACCUGUCUGGUUCAUUAUAUUUUCAUAAGCAUCAUUUGUCUACACUGUAGGCCCACUGUUUUGUACAUAGAGAGUCCAUUAAACCUUUGCAAUUAAAAACAUUA
Messenger RNA from Engraulis encrasicolus (European anchovy), 1578 nucleotides. RefSeq names its product coiled-coil domain containing 97 (gene ccdc97). NCBI's taxonomy places the organism in Eukaryota, Metazoa, Chordata, Actinopteri, Clupeiformes, Engraulidae. The transcript has 4 exons. The coding region runs from base 404 to 1432 and encodes 342 amino acids. The record is from RefSeq and is a predicted model, not a curated record.